UUUGUUCAAAUCACUUGUAAAACAGAAAAAGCCCUAAGGAAGAGACCUUUCCAUUCAUAAAUGAUGGGGCUGAACAGAGAGCUCAGGUUCAAAAAGGGUGUGUUUGUUUUUCCUCUUGCUUGAAGCAUGAAUGUACACAAUAGCCGUGUGAAAAUUGUUAUUAUUUGUUGAGUUGAAAGCCGUUUGUUGGACAAAUGUUUGUAUCGCACAAGCAGUAAAUGUGUUUGACAUCCUGGGAAUUAAAUUAAUCUCUUCCACUACGAAUGCUGCUUCUCUCCAUUUGAUCUUAUUGGCUGCUUCGACUUGGACUUUUCCAUUUCCUCUCCUGGGUUUUCUGCGCGUCUGAGGAGAGGUCACUUUGGUAAACAGCGCCUUCUGGGUCUGAGCGCACCGUCGAGCUCAGCCACUGCAGCGGCGGUAUUGCAGCGGGGUGGACCACCAGGCUGCUCUUUUCUCAUGGUUCCCACAGCCGCUGAUGAGACCCGGGUUAUUCAGUAGGGGUGUAACAUUAAUGGACUUAAUCGAUUAAUCGAUUUAUAUUCCUACGAACCAACCAGAUUGAUCGUCUGAGCUCUUCAAAAGCCACGUUUCUGGGAAUUCUUCUUCCGUUCAUCUAUGUUAUGCUCUGAAAAUGGGAUCAUAAUAAAGCUCUUGGCGCUUCAGAAAAACCACCAACAUGUUGCCACAUUCGUCAAGAACAGGUGACAGGCAGUUGGAAGUGUUAUCUCUGUGGAGUAGGAGAUGGGCCUCAGUCCUCUCUGUCUGCAUGGCUCUCCUCUGGUUUCCAGGGGCAGCAGGAUCUGCUCUAAACUGCCAUAAAACCUGUAUCUGCGCCUCAAACAUUGUGAGCUGCUCAAAGAUGAAUUUAAGCACCAUCCCCACCAGCCUACCAAACUACACUGUUGUGCUGGAUCUCAGCUACAAUGAGAUCGUGCGACUCCGAUCCGACUGGACUACGGAAAAACUUCCAAAUCUUCACAACCUCCUGCUCAGCCACAAUGGGCUUCAUUUCCUUUCUUCAGAGGCGUUUGUAUAUGUGAAACACCUGCGCUACUUGGACUUGUCGUCCAACAAAUUGCAGCUGUUGGAUGAGUAUGUCUUUGAGCCUCUGGUGAACCUGGAGGUCCUUUUGCUGUAUAAUAACCACAUUUCACAGAUUGAUCGUUUAGCCUUUUCAACCAUGACCCACCUUCAAAAAUUGUACCUUAGCCAGAACCAAAUCUCUCGUUUUCCUGUGGAGCUGAUCAAAGACAAGUUCCACUUGGAGAAACUUAGCCUUCUGGAUGUGUCCUCUAACAAAAUCAAGUUGUUGCCUAUUGACGAUUUCCAGAAACUGCCUGCUUGGAUUAAAAAUGGACUCUACUUCCACAGUAACCCUCUGCUGUGUCACUGUGAUCUCUACACUCUUCUUACCCACUGGCACCUUCGAAAGCUCAACUCUGCUGUAGACUUUAAGGAUGACUACACGUGUGUUCUGCCUGGUCCUCAGAAAACUCAGGUGGGCAUUUUUGAUCUCAGUGGUGAAAGUAUGAAUUGCAGCACAUUCAAGGAGGAGGAUGUAGAAGCUUUCCUGGGGCAAAUACAGACCCUUGGCUGUGACACCAAACACAGGAGCAUGGUGAAAACCUGGACAAUGCCUGAUAAUGUAUUGGUGACACCUGGAAGCAACCAGACGGCAAAAGUUCUGCUAGACGGUGCGUUGCAGAUAGGUCCAUUGAAGGUGGAAGACUCUGGGACCUACACAUGCUUCGCUAUGAGUGAGGUCCUCAAUGAAACUAUCUAUGUGGUGCUGAAGGUUCACAACUUCACCAGCCAAAGUGUUGGGGAGACUUUAAAUACAGCAUACACAACCCUAAUAGGCUGUCUUGCAAGUGUGGUGCUGGUGCUAAUGUACCUCUACCUGACACCAUGUCGCUGUUUCUGUUGCCCCAACAAGGGCAAGACUCGUGGAGAGGACAGCAUCCACUCUUCGAUGCUCAGCGUCACUCCAACCCACGAGGACCCAUCACUCAAAGCCGAGCUGAACAAACACGUUGCUUUUAUAGACUCGAAGGACUUGCAGGGACAGAAUGGCAAGCUAAACCCAAAUGGGGAUGAAGAUGAUAAUCUUGAUGCAGAGGCUGCUUCUCUCAUGAAGGGAAAAAGAAAGAAAUCAGUGGCAGAGUCCAUUAGCUCUGUUUUCUCAGACACUCCCAUGGUGGUUUAAGGCGGAAAAUGGAUUCCACAAGACCGGAUGUUUGUGGUACAAGAUUGAACCAGGAGUGAGUUGGUGUGAAUGGAGACUGCAAGAUUGUGGAAGGAAAACGUGAGGGUAUGUAUUGCUGUUGAUAGGAAAGAGAAGAUAUUUCUGAUGGAAUUAGAAAAAUGAAGGACAAUGAGCAAGACUUUUCCAGCAUUUUAAUUUGUAGCACUUACUUUUCAUACUGUGAAGGAAUAGCAGCGCAAGCAGACUUUGAAAAAAAAAAUCUUAUAAGAAAAUUUAAAAUGUACUUGCAUUAGCACUCAGGAAGGGAUGCAUUAACUUUAAAACUUUGGAGAAUUAAACAUGCAUGGACUAAAAUUAGAUUAUAAGAACUUAAUAUUUUGCUCUUUUGGGAUAUAUAUAAAAAAUAAAAGAUUUUUCUUGAUCAAAAUUUUCUUUAUUUGGAAAUAUGUGAGUAAAUGUCCUUAAUAUCCCAGUAAAUCAUAGACAGUUCCCUUCCUGUAACAAAAAAAAGUCAAAGACAGAUGUUUUAUCAUUUAUAUUCACGAGCUAAUGAAGCAUUACACCAUAAAAUCACAUUAUUAGAAAUCAUAAGUAAAUAAAAGAAAAUUGUAUUGGUCAUUUUUUAUAUCUUGUAUUUAGUUGAUACAGUCAAUUAGAUCAUCUCAAUCUUAGCUUUUAAAGCCCUUUUGAGCAGUUAUUGUAUGACCAUAAAGAGGAAUCUAUCACAUUCUGCACAUUCGUGGUACAAAACUCUUAUAGCUCUGAAAGGAUAUGUUAAAUGUGUGUAUCAAUAGUUUCUUUUUAGUUAGUUUACAUUUACAUUAAAUCUCAAAAGAGGCUUUAGAAGCCUCAAACUCAGAAGAUCUCAAAGUGCAUCUACAUUAGUAGCAGAGAAGUAUUUUAGUUUGACUAAUUAUCAACAUAUUGUCCUAAAUCUGUACACAGACUGAUCCCGUCGACCGUACAAGGACAGAUAGGUAUCUGGAUGUUGUUCCAUGAGGUGUCAGUCUCUGUUAAGCUUGUCCCUUGGCCAAGUUAGACCAUCAGUUCCUGUCUGCCAGAACACCAGGUUGUUAACAAUGACAAAAGACCAGAAGCUUUGAUUAUUUCAUUUCGUCUGUGUGGAAUAUACACACCUUACACAACAUCCUUUGGUGCUUUUGUUUGUUUACUUACUACUAUUUAGGGCAAAUCAGUCUCUACAGAGAUCAUCAAAAAACUUUAAGUUUAUGUGUCUGAUCGUGCUGAAUAAAGACUUUCACAUUAAUGUAGCUGUUUUUUCCCGUCACUUCCUAAGAGUGUGAUGUGCAGUAAAUCCACGGGAAAGCUGUGAGUCUGAACAACACUGACAUCUUGGUUGUUUUUUUAAACUAUUUAUCAAGAGUUUAAAGCAAUUAAUCAUAAAAUUACUGGAAAGUUCUCACAAGAAUGAGGUACCUUUACAUUUUUAAGUUGCUAAAAGGACAUAUCCAGAUAUUUUAUGACAUAAUCUGUGGUUGGAUUACCUUUAUCAUGCAAGAUAACUAGUAUGCCGCGCUUCUUUUAUGAACGCUAUUAAAACUGAAAAUUCUAUCUUUCUGUAAAGAUGAAAGCACGAUUAAAUUAAACUAUGUGAUGCUCGUGUCAAAAUGUAACAAGGCUUGCCUGCUGUAAAUGGUAAUUGCAUCUUUUGAUGGGAAGUAGCCUCCCUCAUGUUUUCAUGUCUGUGAGCCAGAGAGGAUCGAUGUGUUAUCAUGACUCACAGCGACACAAAGGCAUUCUCUCCUCCAUGUGUUCUGACAGCCUCGAUUCAUCCCAGAUGUGUUUGGUGUCUCGGUGUCCAUCUGUCAUUAGGGAGCUGCCCUUUCUCAUGUUCAAAAGCAGUUAUCCAACCAGGCAGCAAAUGCGUUGCCCUUUAAGCAGCCUGCAAUUUGUUUACAAGGUCAAAGCUCGGAGUUUUCGCAGAGCAUUUACAGUCCACCUGAGUCAUGUAGUUGUAAGGUACUGUAUGUUUAAGAAGUCAUUAAUGCCUUUGCAUGUUUUUUUAUUUAAAAAGUUCCUAGUAUAGAGAACGACAGAAUUACUUAAUGAACAUAUUUCCAAACAAAAACUAUUUCCAGGUGUCUAAAUGCAGCACAUUUACACAUCGUUGGUGGAAUUUUCACAGUUGCUGCGUGCACCACUGUGUGGGUGAGAAAGGGAAGUCGCUCUUGUCAGAUAGGUGGUGUUAAUUAUUCCACUCAAGCAAUUAAAAUACCUGAUGGAGGAGACAGACACUCAAAAAAUACACACAUUGAACUCAAGCCGACAGCCCAAGCAUCUGUCAAUAAUAAGAACUUUUAUUUUUUUAUUUUAUUCAAAACUGCAAUAAAUGCACGGUGGCUGCACUGCAUCUCAAGGCACGGACGUCCCAGAAAGACUGUCAAUGUAAGUUGCAUAGUAAAUCAUAAAUAAGAACGUGUUUUAUUUACCAGAACACAAACUGAAUCUAAUGAUUAUUGAUUGUUGGUCCACUCUUGUGUUGUCCUUUAACAUGUUGCAGUUCUGUAUACAGAAGAGCUGUUAAAAUGGUCCUAACAUAGGAGAACAGUGACUUUUCUCUCCAAAGCAAAUCUGCCUUCCUGUACAUCUAUAUAUUCAAUAUAUAUAUUAAUGUAUUAAGACUUUAUCUGUGCUGAGUAUUAAUUAGUUGUGUACUAUGUUCUGCCAGUGAACUGACUGUAUUCUUGUGUAUUCCAUUGUUCAUUUUACAUUUUGUCCACCUCUGUGCUGCCGUUAGCUGUUGCAUCAUUCGAGUCUUAUUAUAAAUGUUUACUCUUACGCAGGAUUUUUGUCAAAGAGAGUUUAUUUUACAUUUGACUGAAUCAGUUUAAAAGAAAAUCUGUUUGAACAUUGUCUCAGAAAUUAAGUGGCUGCAGUACCAUUUGUUAAAUAACUGAGAGUAACAUCCUUAUUGGAGGAGUUUUGUCUGUAGCUACAGUUAUAUACCAGUCAGUGUUUGAGUUUGCUUGUAAAGACAUAACUUAAGAUAUGACAGUGCUUUAGCCGAUCAUCCUGAAGUCAGAUGAUGUGGUGAAACACACAGACGGAAACCAGAGAUGCUCCAAACAAUCUUUCAAACACGAUGCGGUCUCACUUAUGUAAUGGAUGCUGGGUAAUUGUUUUCUCAGGACUACUUCAGUUUCAGUGUAAUACAACCUGGAGCUCCACCUCCAACCAUACAGCUGUGAAGUAGCAAUCAAGACAACUGCCAUGAGGUGGGGAUACUAAAAGCUAGCUGCUUUACAGAGUGUGACCACAAAUGUCCAUAGCACAAGGGGGGUUUGGCUUUACACAGCUCUGGAAGCACUACCUUUAUUGACCACAGCUUCAAAGAUCAGACGGAUGUUUACUGACAUCAAAACUAAAAGUUCCUGUAGCUAAAAGGGAAUGGCUUUGCACGGUACGCUUAAAAACUUCUCUGACCGCAGGAUACUGUAGAAAAAACAGUUGGCAUUCUUGAAAAAAAUGACUGUCAUUUGACAUAAUAAAGGAUAUUGAUACACACUUUACA
Molecule: messenger RNA, 5738 nt
Organism: Oryzias latipes (Japanese medaka)
Lineage: Eukaryota; Metazoa; Chordata; Actinopteri; Beloniformes; Adrianichthyidae
Gene: amigo1
Product: adhesion molecule with Ig-like domain 1
Biological process (GO): brain development
Cellular component (GO): membrane
Molecular function (GO): protein binding
Source: RefSeq, a predicted model, not a curated record